Messenger RNA from Nerophis lumbriciformis (worm pipefish), 1914 nucleotides. The record is from RefSeq and is a predicted model, not a curated record. Lineage: Eukaryota; Metazoa; Chordata; Actinopteri; Syngnathiformes; Syngnathidae.
AUGGCAGUUUCAGAUCAAUUACAUUUGUUGGGACCUACUGAUUUAAGGCUGCUGAUUAGGAACAAUGAUUCCAGGAUAACAACCACAUCUGGACUAGCCAAUGGAUACCAGCAGGCAAACGUUGUCAUCAUUCCCAAACAUCUGGCCGAUGAUUUUGGAGUGUUUUGUCACAAUAAUCCCGCUCCUUUGCCACUCCUGUACUGCAGCCAACCGGGAGAGACCUCAUGUCCACCUCUUGCAAAAGAUGCUGACAUAAGGACAGACAUCUCGAAGUACCGAGUGUAUCAGGACGGUGAUCUGGUAAAAAGUAUCUCCAGUCUGAAGAAUUACAGCGAUCCAUCUGUGCCUCCUGUUGAAUGGUCAGAUAUGGUUUGUUUCUACCUGGGCUGCAGCUUUGGCUUUGAGGGCAGCCUGAAGAAAGCUGGAAUUGUUGUCAGGAAUGUGGAGCAAGGCAGAAAUGUCAGCAUGUACAAGACUGCGGUUCCCUGUGUUGGAGCUGGUAUUUUCAGGGGCCCUCUUGUGGUGUCGAUGCGUCCAGUUCCACCUUCCAUGUUAGAUACAGCAGUCCAAGUCACUCACCGUAACCCACAAGCGCAUGGCGCCCCUGUGCAUAUUGGAGAUGCAGCUUUCUUAGGCAUAAAGGACCUGUCCAAACCAGACUAUGGGGAUCAAGUUGACCUGCAGCCUGGGGACGUUCCAGUCUUCUGGGCCUGUGGAGUGACUGCUAUCGAAGCAAUCGUCAGCAGCAAGCCAUCUUUAGCAUUCAGUCACUCGCCAGGCUGCAUGUUUUUGACUGACGUGCAAGACCCCUCCCUCAUAUCAAAUACAACUGACUGGGAAAAAUCUGAAGCAACAAGUCCUGAGCUGGAGUUUAACCCCUUCUGCUUCCAGAUAUCUCAAAAUCCCUUGUUCUUCUCUAUGGCAUCACAGAUGGCUGUGGCAAAGAUCAGGCAGUUGGAUGCAAUCAUAGGAGAAGAUCCAGGUCAACGGGGAAUCAAGGCAUUGUUUGUUCAAGAUGAACUUCUACGCUCCUGUCUGGCCCUUUCUCACUCAUCCUCUGUUGCCAUAACAACAGGCCUCCCCACACAUUAUAUGCACAAUCCCCCUGAUGAAACUGAUGGCCCACCCGGAGCCAUUGCCAUGGCAACCAUGCUGCUUUCCCUUGGAAAACAAGUUACAAUGGUGACAGACAAGAGAGCCUUGCAGAUGAAUCAGGCCAUCAUUGAUGAAGCUGUGAAAACAGGUGUACUGAAAUCAACAAUUCCACUGGUCGUCUUCGAAGACAACGUUCCAAACGCCCCACUUAACUUUUUGUGUCACAACGGAGAUCCUUCUAAGCCAAAGUAUGACCACCUAGUGGCAAUAGAACGCUGUGGACGAGCUGAGGAUGGAAACUACUACAACAUGAGGGCAAUAAACCUCAAACAUCUGGUAGAUCCAAUUGACGACCUGUUUAUUGCUGCGAAGGAGAUUCCAGGAAUAACCACUACAGGAAUUGGUGAUGGUGGAAAUGAGUUGGGGAUGGGUAAAGUGAAGGAGAAAGUGAAGAGCCUGAUGCCAAAGGGGGAUCUGAUUGCAUGUGACGUGCCUGCCGACUACGCCAUCACUGCAGGGGUUUCCAAUUGGGGAGGGUACGCUGUGGCCUGUGGCCUCUACUUGCUCCACACUUGCCCCACCCACACACGUUACUUAAACAAAGGCCUGGGAGUGAAUCGCCAAACCCCAGAAGAACUGCAGGACUGGAGAGCUAAUCUGCCGUCAGUGAUCAAGGAGGAGUCCAUCUUGGCGACUCUGGUGCGUUUUGGCAUCCGAAGUGGGAAAACUGCUCAUUUGGCCAUGGAGGUGGAUGGUUUGACUUUUCAUCCCACCCAUUCUGAUAUCAUUACUAGACUCCUGAAGGUUACUCUCGCGUAA